Molecule: messenger RNA, 898 nt
Organism: Hibiscus syriacus
Lineage: Eukaryota; Viridiplantae; Streptophyta; Magnoliopsida; Malvales; Malvaceae
Exons: 2
Coding region: 6-875 (289 amino acids)
Source: RefSeq, a predicted model, not a curated record
UAUUGAUGAACAAAACCCUAAACGACACCAAAAUGGCAUCAGAUGAAAGUAUGACGGUUGUUUCAUCUAUGCAAGACGAUGAGUACGAUGAUCUUGAUGUUGGGUUUCAUCCACAUAACUGGUCCAGGCUUUCCAUGUGUACUAGUUCCGUGUACACUAACGAUGGUGAUGAUUAUGAUGAUGAUCGUAUGGGGAUGUCUAUGUACAUGUCGAGACUGUCGAUCGAAAGCUUCGAUGCGGAUGUGGACGAUGAGUUCUCCGGGAAGAAGUUUCUCGAGCUGUCGUCAGACUCCGACCAAGAGCCUAGCUGUAACUCGCUUCCCGCAACGCCGCCUCGUCGGAGGACCGGGACGUUGACGGUGGUCAAAGAUUACGCCAGCGACAACGAAGCUCAGAAGGGGAGUAUCGGGAGGCCGAGAGGGAUGAGCAGCCGGAGCAAGAGUUCGAGGAAGAGGAGGGUUAUAAGGGAGAGAUGGGCGGAGGUGAGCGGCGGCGCUAAAAGCGAGAGCAAGAAGAAAGACGGGGACCUAACGGCGGGGUACAACAAUUACAGUGGGAGUUUCAGUGGGGAAAGUGAAGGCGGUGGUGUCAUGGUGAUUACGCGAGCGAAAGGUGGGAACAGGUCGUUGUGUAUGGACUUGGGGGAAGUGAAAGCGUGUCGGGAUCUCGGGUUCGAGCUGGAACACGAGCGUAUGUUCGAGAUGCCCGGUCGUGUUUCGUUGUCGGCUUCCAACUUCGAUAAUACAAGUAGUGGUGGCAAUUCCCCCAUUGCUAACUGGCGUAUCUCUAGCCCUGGUGAUGACCCUAGAGAUGUCAAGGCUCGGCUGAAAGUGUGGGCACAAGCAGUGGCACUUGCAUCCACGGCCAAGCACUGAGCCUACUCUCAAAUAUCAUCUAU